GCGACUCGUCCCAGUCGUCGCCUUAUUUAGGGUUCAGGGUUCAAGGGGCGGCGGCGACUACCUCCUCUCGCUUCCUCUCAAGGUUUGGGUCAAGUCGAGUGGCGAAGUUCUAGAUCUUUCGUCCGGCAGUCACCAUGAGCCGAUCGGGGCAGCCACCGGAUCUGAAGAAGUACAUGGACAAGAAGCUCCAAAUCAAGCUGAAUGCAAACCGUGUUGUCAUUGGCACACUUCGAGGAUUUGAUCAGUUCAUGAAUUUGGUCGUGGAUAACACUGUGGAGGUCAAUGGAGAUGAAAGGAACGACAUAGGGAUGGUGGUUCUGAGAGGAAAUAGUGUUGUGAUGAUUGAAGCCCUUGAACCAAUUGCCAAGUCUCAGUGAUAUUUUGGGAUAUUUUGGCAUACCUACUUCUGGUUUAGUACCUGAGCUGAUGUGUUAAGUCAAAACUGAUGUGUGUGCAAUCGGGCAUAUUGUAUCCUACUAUGUUAAUGUGUGAAAUUUAGCACAUUCGUAUAGUUUGGACUGUCUUCUAAUGCUUGAUCAAGGUUAAUAUUGCUGA
Messenger RNA from Lolium rigidum, 555 nucleotides. RefSeq names its product probable small nuclear ribonucleoprotein G. The transcript has 4 exons. Gene Ontology annotation, biological process: mRNA splicing, via spliceosome; spliceosomal snRNP assembly. Bases 135 to 377 code for a protein of 80 amino acids. The record is from RefSeq and is a predicted model, not a curated record. Gene Ontology annotation, cellular component: U2 snRNP; spliceosomal tri-snRNP complex; U5 snRNP. Gene Ontology annotation, molecular function: RNA binding. Lineage: Eukaryota; Viridiplantae; Streptophyta; Magnoliopsida; Poales; Poaceae.